Corythoichthys intestinalis (scribbled pipefish) is the source of this 3844-nucleotide messenger RNA. RefSeq lists its product as uncharacterized. The record is from RefSeq and is a predicted model, not a curated record. The transcript has 7 exons. Gene Ontology annotation, molecular function: protein binding; DNA-binding transcription factor activity, RNA polymerase II-specific; RNA polymerase II cis-regulatory region sequence-specific DNA binding. NCBI's taxonomy places the organism in Eukaryota, Metazoa, Chordata, Actinopteri, Syngnathiformes, Syngnathidae. Gene Ontology annotation, biological process: regulation of transcription by RNA polymerase II. The coding region runs from base 804 to 3551 and encodes 915 amino acids.
UUUAACGGUUCUGUGCACUGUGGGAAGGCGGGGAAGAGUUGGCUUUCUUAGGCUGAUUAGCAACAAACAGAGGGUUGCUAGUUUAAAAUUUGGAUUAUUUGAUCACCGGAGUGGAUUUAACCGCCAGGGUAGCGUUAUGAACUCGCGCCCGUGUUAAACCGGAGUUUGUCGACACGCUUUUCGGCGAGGCCGAGUGGCUAUUUGCAACAAUUUUUGGGCUAAUAACAGAGGGCAAGCUCGCGUUUUUUUUAGGUCGUUGGAGGUGGCGAUGGUGAGCUGAUAGCUGCGUCAUCAUCAUGUUGCUUCCGACUCGAGUUGGUCGAAAGAAAUCUCAAGUUAACGCCGCCCGCCUUGCUCCAUCUCCGAGAGCCACUCCCGACCACCUGAGGUAGAUGCAACGUGAACCGCUGCCCGGGGGCGAAGCUUGCUAACCGGGGACGGAGCGAGGCUGCAUUUGUUUAUCUCCACACGAACCAAGAUUCCAUCGAAACAAGUGCGUCGCCGUAUGAAUGCCACAACAACAACAAUGUGACCAAACGUUUGUUAAACAUGAACUAUAGCCAUAUAUUUAAUGUUUAGACCAGGAGGAGUGAUGCCUUCACUUACAAUACAAAUCAGGAGCAUCCACUGAAUGGCGCUUGGCAUUUUCGCCACCAACCUUUUAUAAGCCUUAAGAGAUUUUUUGUUUAAAAAUUUUUAUUUCCAGCGAAUUACACAGAUAAAGUGUGUUAAGUUGGACUCGAGGGAGUUUUUACAGGAUCCUUCUCAAAACAGGGGCAAAGUUCCGUCCUAUCGAUCAGUUUAUGGUACAAGACACGAUGGCCAUGAAAGGGACUGGUUGCUGGUCAUCUAACUUUGAGUGGAUCGACGGGCUGCUGUACCGAAAGAAACUGGAGAGGGGCUUUCUAAACUUUAGAGAAGUAUUGGAUGAAGAUCGAAGAUUGGAGGCGAUCGCCACCUUUCACCGGCGAUCACAUGGCAAGCGGCAUCUCUCCCUUGAGGAGACUUACAAAUAUGUGGCUGAUAACUACUGGUGGGAGGGGAUGUACUUCCAGAUCCGAGACUUUGUGCUGGACUGUCCUGAGUGUCGCAGCCAGCAAAUCAAGACAGAGAAACCGGGCGGCCAAGGAUGCGUCACAAAGACGAUGGCGUCACACAGUUCUGACAUGCUCAGCAAGCUGAAGAGUCAGCGGGAGGCGGGGAUGUUCUGUGACAUCACCUUGCGCACAAACGGCCGUUCAUAUGCCGCACACAGAGCGGUGCUGGCGGCCGUCAGCGACCACUUCCAAGAGAUCUUUACAGAAAUGGACUCCAGUAUUAAGGCGGACAUAGAUCUCACUGGCUUCAGCGAGGACAGCCUUUUGUCUUUGUUGGACUUCUCCUACUCCUCAACCCUGUGCGUGCGCCAGGAAGAUCUUCCUGAAGUCAUUACCAUGGCCCGUCAUCUGGGCAUGUGGCCCGCCGUAGAGGCCUGCUCCGCUCUCAUGAAAGAACACCACCAGGUUGUUCACCCUAGCCGGGACUUCAAAUUGGGCUACGGCGUCGUUUGCGGUCAGCAAAUAGAAACCAAAAGGGAACCGGAAGAUAAUGCUGGCGGCUUCGGCCGAACGCAGAACACGUCUGACGAAUCUUUGGACGGGAGUCCAAGUUGCAAUUCACACAGGACGCCAGAUGGUAGAGUUAAAAACGGACUCCCUAUGAGUCCUUCGCAAAGGAUGAAGCUAAUGGACUUUAAAUCUCCUUCCUCCAAAAAGCGGGCUGCAUCCAGGAAUCUUCUGGGCACGCCACAGUCCAAAAAUUACUACCCCUUAUCUCCAUCCAACACCCGUCUUUUGCGCUCGAGUCCCGGCGCCGCGCAGAAGGUUCAGCGAUUGCUGCCCGCUCCGGAAAGCCCGCAAAGAAACCGGAAGUCGCGGACCACCAGAUCCAGUCCUGUUUGCAGUCCUGUAAGGGUGAAGCAGGAAGUGCAAGAAGUGGAAGUGGAUGAGGAGGACUAUGCAAGAGCUCAGGAGAAAUACAAACUGAUGUUGGUUCUCGGACUGCAGAGGACCGCGCUUCUCCCCCGACCCGAAGAUUUGAUCGGUUGGAGGCAGAAAAAACGACUCAGGAAGCUAAAAGCCAACAACUACUCUCUAACCAAGAGACGAAAACCACGUUCUGCGCCCCCAGUGCUGCCUUACAGGCCCGUGACCUUGUCGCUUCCCCUAUGUGACCCUGUUAACAAUCUCCUCCUCAAAAAAACUAUGAAAACAAAGCUUGAUUGUCCCCCGGUCAUGGAAGGAAUUAGAAAGAGACAUAAUCCUAAUAAACAAGUCCCGCCUAGUGACAGGAGCAUGCGCAGUCAAGGUAUCUUACCUGAUAUCUUCCAAGCAGCGUCCCGGUCCGGCUUCAGUGGGAGAGAGCUCAGACGCUCUGUCAGGAACGGUGUCCGUCCGCCCGCUCAACAGCCCCUACGGCGUAGCACCAACAGAACUCCUGCAAAGAACACUGUCAGGAUCAAACCGGAACCAGCCGAAUACUCUGUCUCAGGUCUUUCUCUUGCUUCAAACAAUCAACCUUCUCAGAGGAUGUGUCCCAGGAACACCGUUAAAGCGGUCAGGACGCUACGCUACAACAGUGGCCGUCUAGUAACAAAAGCAAAACCGAAGCAGGGCGCCGCAAGAGACGAGGCAAAGCCUGCGCGGGGCAGGCCCAGGAAAGUUUUAAGGGAGGAAAUGGACACUGUAAGACGAGUCAAGAGAGAUCAACCCGGUUGCGGGUUCCAGUUCUCGGAGCGCUCUUCUCAUCCAGCCAUCUACAACCACCCUCUGUACAAAGUCAUCAAAGAAGAACCUGCAGAACCCGUGGCGGUCGGCAACCCCAUCUUCAUAGAUCCUCCCUCUCCGGACCUGGGCAAGCGCCAGAGCAAACCCCCCAUCAAACUACUGGACUCUGGAUUUUUAUUCAGCUUCUGCCGGCCAUCGGGGGCGCCCAUGGGUAUCAAAAAAGAGGAAGAGAGCGUGGAUAUCUGUUUGACGCGCUCUGUUUCGCAAGUCAGUGGCAAAUUUGGAACGCUUCAGGCAAACCACAGGGCACUGAGAGCCAGAGGGACGUUGGCCGCCUUGCCAGUUGUGAAGAGGGAAAGGGUGGAGAAGAGCGUGUCCCACAGACCCAAGAACAACCUGGCUCGCAACCGCGUUCCUAUCGCCAGAUCCAGAAGGGCAACGGCUACACAAAUCAUACCAAAGCAAGAGCCAAGCGCCAUCCCCGUGAGCAGCAGGAGCCACGCGGUGCUGGACUCAGUUCGCCGGGCCAGGCUAAAGCAACUGCGAGGCCCGUGCAGCCAGGCCCCCAAAGCCCCGAGAGGGGCCCACUCCUGCGCCAAAUGCGCCGUAUCCUACCGGGACUGCGAUGCGCUCAUCAUGCACCGCCUGCGCCACAUCGAGGGCAAGCACUGGCCGUGUCUGCUUUGCAGCAAGACGUUCUUUCGACUGAGGAAUGUACGAAAUCAUAUCCGCACCCAUGACCCCAAGUUGUACAAAUGCAGGAGCUGCAUUGCCGCUGGCUCUUGAGAUAAACCAAGGCACCUGCUGAACUGAGGUUAAGGGUCCAGCAAUAUCCAGCCACAGGAACGUCACAAGAGCAACCGGAAGCUUGUACAUAAAUGGAGCCUUCACACACAAGCACAAUGGGGUCUGUAAUGACGAGUGACUGCUCUUUUUCCUAUUUCCAAUACCAAACCAAGGACGCCUGUGUCCGUUUCUGCCCCCAAAACCGGCAAAACUUGAACAUUACACUCAGGGGACGGGGGAACAUGUCCCAUAUGCUCAUUGUUGUGUAAAAAAAAAAAAAAAAACAUGAAAAA